GGAUCGUCAUCAACUCAUCAUCGUUUUUCUCUCUCUAUCUGUGCACGCGAUUUGUGACUGUGAUUGUCAGAAGACAGAGAGAGAGAGAGGGAGAAAGAUGAUGUAUUCGCGGACUAGAAGCGUUGUUGGAAACCUCAAAUGGGCCGCGAAAUCCUUCUGUUCGUCUUCAACCACCCCAACCACGGCGGCGCCGUCUCAAUUCCCGCAGACUCUGGCAGGGCUCCGGGCUCGACUGGCGGAAGAAUCGCCGUCGCUUUCUGACUUCAUUGCGCUGAAAUCAGGGAACGCGUACUCGGUGGAGGUUGGGACGAAGAAGAGGCCUCUACCGAAGCCGAAAUGGAUGAAGGAAUCGAUUCCUGGGGGAGAGAAGUACGUGCAGAUCAAGAAGAAGCUCCGCGAAUUGAAGCUUCACACGGUCUGCGAGGAGGCACGGUGCCCUAAUUUGGGCGAGUGCUGGUCCGGCGGUGAGACCGGCACUGCCACCGCCACUAUCAUGAUUCUCGGAGACACUUGUACUCGAGGUUGCAGAUUUUGCAAUGUUAAGACAUCAAGAACUCCUCCACCACCUGACCCUGAUGAGCCCACCAAUGUGGCUGAAGCAAUUGCAUCAUGGGGUUUGGAUUAUGUGGUUAUAACAAGUGUUGACCGUGAUGAUUUACCUGAUCAAGGGAGUGGUCAUUUUACUGAAACAGUGCAAAAACUGAAGGCACUGAAGCCUAGUAUGCUGAUAGAAGCCUUAGUUCCUGACUUUCGAGGAGAUGCUGACUGUGUUGAGAGGGUUGCCAAAUCAGGAUUAGAUGUCUUUGCACAUAAUAUUGAGACAGUUGAAGAGCUUCAGAAUGUUGUGCGGGAUCACCGUGCUAAUUUUAAGCAGUCUUUGGAUGUUCUGACGAUGGCCAAGGAUUAUGCUCCCGCUGGAACCCUCACCAAGACUUCAAUAAUGUUAGGUUGUGGGGAAACACCUGACCAGGUUGUGAAGACAAUGGAGAAGGUGAGAGAAGCUGGUGUUGAUGUGAUGACAUUUGGUCAGUACAUGAGACCUUCAAAGCGCCAUAUGCCAGUAUUUGAAUAUAUUACACCUGAGGCCUUUGACAAGUAUCAGACUCUUGGCACGGAAAUGGGAUUCCGAUACGUGGCAUCUGGGCCCAUGGUGAGGUCAUCAUACAAGGCAGGUGAAUUCUAUAUUAAAUCCAUGAUUGAAUCAGAUCGUGCUGCAUCUCUCCCUCAAAGCUGACUGCCUCUUGAUCGAAUAUUUUUUUAAUUACCCACUUCUUUAAUGUGCAUUAUAAGUAAGAAAGAGCACAGGUGUACUACAUGCCGUUGAUGCCUAUGCCACUGUAAUAUAUGAGUAAAAUGCUAUUAGUAGGCUUAUACAAUCUGUGAUUUUUUUCCCUCCUCCCCAACCGUAACACCAAUGAGUGGACUGGUUCUGAUUUAUUUGGAUAAUGCAAAUUUCAUAGGUUAAUUGUAUAUGUUUUUGUUUACAUGAAAUCAUAUUUCUCUUUUACAGAUGCAAUUUAUAAUAGUUACCACAGUUAUUAAAUAUUUACUUUU
Molecule: messenger RNA, 1554 nt
Organism: Abrus precatorius (Indian licorice)
Lineage: Eukaryota; Viridiplantae; Streptophyta; Magnoliopsida; Fabales; Fabaceae
Product: lipoyl synthase 2, mitochondrial
Exons: 4
Coding region: 98-1234 (378 amino acids)
Biological process (GO): lipoate biosynthetic process
Cellular component (GO): mitochondrion
Molecular function (GO): 4 iron, 4 sulfur cluster binding; lipoate synthase activity
Source: RefSeq, a predicted model, not a curated record